UUUCUGAAGUUUCUGAAAGGGGCGGAGUUCACAUUCCCCUUUACUAUGGCAGCGUGGGGGUGUCAUUUGGCAACACACAAUGAGGGCCGCCAAUAACUGACAGUGUGGACGACAUUCCAAUGGAUCACUAGCUUCUGACGCGUCUGCUGGGUGAUUAAACUGCAGCCAUGGUGCAGGAAUACCACAGUCCUGUUCGAGUCUACAAGCAUCCCUUUGAGUUAAUCAUGGCCGCUUACGAGAGGAGGUUCCCAAAGUGUCCGUUGAUCCCCGUGUUCAUAGACAGCGUGAUCGUCAAUCAGAGCCAAAGUCAAGACGGAGCCACGCAGGUGAUCGAGAGGCGCUGCACGAUCGACAUUGACGCACCUCGACUCCUCAAACGGAUCGCUGGUGUAGACUACCUGUACUUCAUCCAGAAGAACACUCUGAACCGCAGAGACCGGACGCUCCUCAUUGAAAUCCAAAACGAGACCUUUUCCAACAGGGUCAUUGCCCGCGAGUUCUGCAAAUACACGGUGCAUCCCGAGGAAGAAGACUGGACCUGCUAUGAACAGACUGCUAGUCUAGAUGUUACGUCCUUUUUUGGUUUUGAAGGCAUGGCGGAGAAGAUAGCAAUGAGACAGUAUUCCAAUAGCAUCGAGAUGGGGAAAGAAAUCAUCCAGUACCAUCUGACAGAGCUGGAGAAAGAGGGGAUCACGUAUGUGCCUCGCUGGGCUUCACCCGCGCCCACGCAGACGGUCCUGGCAGACUCUGACCAGGUCAUGCUCCCUGCCAACGACCCGGACCAUCCGACGUCGCCCUGCCCUCCUGAUGCUCAAGAACCAUAUUUGGUUAGCAUGCGGUUAGAGCCGGACCUUCUGGAACGGAAUCAUGACGCUAGCCAAGACCGAUUGGACGCCGAGUACAUCAGACGUUACCUUGGUGAUCUAACGCCUUUGCAGGAAAGCUGCCUUAUUCGACUGAGGCAGUGUCUCCAGGAAACCCACAAGGGCAAGGUUCCCAAUGAUCAGCAUCUGCUGCGCUUUCUGACAGCCAGUAAUUUUAACUUUGACAAAGCUCGGGAGAUUCUGUACCGCUCGCUCACCUGGAGGAAGCAGAACCAAGUGGACGUCCUGUUGGACUCCUGGCAGCGCCCUCGACUUCUCCAGGACUUCUUCGUCGGAACCUGGCACCACCAUGACAGAGAUGGACGGCCGCUGUACGUCCUGCGUUUGGGUCACAUGGACACAAAGGGGCUGAUGCAAGCCCUGACGGAGGAGGUGCUGCUCAAACAGAUUGUUUCCGUCAACGAAGAGGGAUUGAGGCGCUGUGAGGAAAACACCACCGUCUUCGGUCGUCCAAUCAGUUGCUGGACCUGCCUGGUGGACCUGGAGGGUCUGAACAUGCGUCACCUGUGGAGACCUGGACUCAAGUUUCUGCUGAGAAUCAUCGACAUGGUGGAGGCCAACUACCCUGACACGUUGGCCCGCUUGCUCAUGCUGAGGGCACCACGGGUGUUCCCUUUGCUCUGGACCAUGGUCAGCCCUCUGAUCAAUGAAAACACUCGUAAGAAGUUCAUUGUUUAUGCUGCAAACGACUUCUGGGGCCCCGAAGGCCUGCUGGACUACAUCGACCGGGCCGUCAUCCCAGACUUUUUGGGUGGGGACUGCAGGUGCGCCAUCCCCGAGGGGGGUGUAGUGCCCAAGUCCCUGUACAGGACGGGGGAGGAGCUGAGCCGUGAAAACAGCCAAUCGUUGACAGACUCCGUGUAUGAGAGUGCCAGCGUUUUCCGGGGAGCUCCACAUGAGAUUUUAAUCCAGAUCAAAGAAGAAUCCUCCGUCAUUACCUGGGACUUUGACGUGACUAAAGGAGACGUGCUCUUCAGCAUCUACCAUUCCAAAAGGGCAACGGGGCCCCCACAGAAAGAGGCGGCGGGACAUGGUCUUGCAUCCUCAGGGACCUCCCAGCUGCUGGACAGGAGCUCGGUGUUGGACCAGGACUACAGCCUCGUGGAGGGUGCGCUCACCUGCAGCGAGGGUGCAAGUGUACAGGGCUCUCACAUCACAAGCUGGCCCGGGUACUACAUCCUCCAGUGGUCCUCAGUGGAUGACAUGCUGGCCUCCGUGCAGGUCCCGCCCCCCAGGUGUAAAAUCCUGUACUACACCGAGGUGCUGGCAUCUCCAAACAUCAGGGGAUCAUUGACCAGUCUGGCGUCCAAUCAUAGUGGUUUGUCCCAGCUCAGUUCUUGCACUACUUUUUCUUGCCAAUCAUCUCCGCAGUCUCAAGAUAGCUUCAGAUCAGCAGACGACGCUGACUUCAAAGACACCGGAUCGGACACGCCGUGCCGUCCGUAGUCGGAUUAGCAAGUAGCCCAAUGAAACAUUAGACUGUCUGCUGUGAUUUGCUGAGUCAGAAAUGAUAUUUAACAUUGACAUGGGCAGUCACUGGCAUUGCUGCAGUUUCCCUGACUGUCCAC
Molecule: messenger RNA, 2452 nt
Organism: Doryrhamphus excisus (bluestripe pipefish)
Lineage: Eukaryota; Metazoa; Chordata; Actinopteri; Syngnathiformes; Syngnathidae
Source: RefSeq, a predicted model, not a curated record